Molecule: messenger RNA, 1572 nt
Organism: Microthlaspi erraticum
Lineage: Eukaryota; Viridiplantae; Streptophyta; Magnoliopsida; Brassicales; Brassicaceae
Source: the annotation of a GenBank genome assembly
AUGGAUCCUUCCAUUAUCAAGCUCCUCGAAGAAGACAAGGAUGAUUCUAUCCAUUCGGAAAAUGACGUGGCUGCGUUCCAGGCCUCUCUGAAUCGAGAAAUCGAAGGAAAAAACCAUUCUUCGAGUCAGCAGUCUGGAACAGGCAAUAAUGGUACUGGAGAUGCUAAUACCAACCUCCAUAUCCUUGAGAGUACUCAGAUGAAAGAGCAACAUCAACGAUCUGUUUCAGGCAAUCAAAACCAAGAGUUAAAGCGAGAAAAUGAGUCUCAUUUACAGCACCUCUCGUCUCAGGACCAUCAUCAACCAGGUCAACUCUUGGAGAAUGCUUUCCAUGUUCCCAAAUCAACUAACUUGCAGUCUAGAAACAACCAUAUAAGUACCCAGCGGGCUCAUGGUGUGGAACAGCCUGUUGGUCCUGUGCAUCAUGGUCCUGAGAAAGCAAAAGUUUGUGAAUUGCUUUGUAUCUUGGUAGAACUAGUUGACGAAGGUAGAAAGAUGCAGCUUCGUAACCUGUAUUGGCAAUUCAAGAGACAAGAAAUUAAAGCACAAGGGCUCAUUCGACAGGUGAGGCAUGUUGUAGGUGAGAAACAAAUGAGAUUGGCACUUAGCAAACUGCACAAGUUCAAACAGGGAAAUAAGGGAAUUGAAGUACCUGAAGGCCCAAACCAUUACGGAGAGUCAUUUACAUCUGCUGAAACCAGUGCUAAAAAUUCUGACCCUCGUGGAGUUCAUGUUAGCCAAGUGCCUUCUACGAGUUCUGGGACCUUAAGCAGUUCAGCUACUGAGCAGGCUUUACACAAUUUUGAGAGGCCAACUUCUGUAGAUGGUCUAAGUAGCGCUCAUGGUGGCCUUAUAUCCCACUUCCAAAACAACUCAUCCUUGCCUCUAUAUUCUGCUCCUUGUCAAGGAUCAGCCACUAAGGACCAGACAAUGGGCCCUUCCUCAUCAGCGGUACAUGAGAAGCAGAAAUCGAUUGAUCAAAGUUUUUACCAGGAACAGGAGCCUUGUUCUUUGGUGCACGAAGGCAUGUCUAAUGUUCCAAUGAAACAGAGCAAUGGUAACCCAUGGAGGUCAAAUGAUGACUUGGGGAAGCAGUCUUGUAAUAAAAUGGGUUUAUCCACAUCUACCACUAAUGCAAGCUUUGUUUCUCCUUCAAUGACAACACAAAUGGGCUCUAGCACAAUGGUUAAUUUCCCUGCACCAUCUGGAAACAUUCCCGCAGAAGCUAAGGUUAGGAAGACACCCAAAAAGCCUUCUGUUGGUCGGAAGAAACCUCUUGAUGCACUGGGCUCUUCGCUGCCACCAUCGAGCAAGAAGCAGAAAACAUGUCAGACUUCUUUAGAUGGAAGUAUGGAACAGUUUAAUGAUGUCACUGCACUCGGUGGCAUUAAUCUCGAGGAAGAGGAAAAAAAGUUAUUGGUUUCUGGAGCUAGAAAGCACGGUCAUGUUUCUGUAGCAUCUCGAAGGUUUGUGCAUGAAGAGGAAGAAAGAAGGAUUUUGCAGAAAGUUCCACUGCAGAGAAAGCUGGCAGAAAUCAGUUGGGUUUCAACCCAUCUCUUAGCUGCUUCUUAG